Molecule: messenger RNA, 4716 nt
Organism: Hypanus sabinus (Atlantic stingray)
Lineage: Eukaryota; Metazoa; Chordata; Chondrichthyes; Myliobatiformes; Dasyatidae
Product: NACHT, LRR and PYD domains-containing protein 3-like
Exons: 12
Coding region: 347-3205 (952 amino acids)
Cellular component (GO): cytoplasm
Source: RefSeq, a predicted model, not a curated record
UUUGCUGAGUAGCCCGGCCAAUAUAAUGGUACUGAAAUGACAAAUACCUCGGUGGAUGUGGCAUCCGUUAGUCUCGCGUGACCAUGGAUCUGCGCCUGGAAAGUCAUGAUUAUGCCUGCAGAACUGCGGUGAGAGAUUGAUUGGAAGAAAAUCCUACAAGUGGAAGCAAACCAAGACUGACGAGAAGGGAAUAGCAACAGGUGAACCAGCCUGAGGACUGAGGUCUUCAACUGGUGAGCCCUUCUGGUUCAAAGUUUCUAAUCUUUCAGUCAGUAGAAAGUUUGAGCGCCACCAGCAGGUGGAGCUUUCCUGCUCCGGGACCAAAGUAUCAACAAGAAGAUUCAGAAUGGCUACAGGAUAUUACCAGCAGGUGGAGCUUUCCUGCACCGCGACCGAAUUAUCAACAGGAGGAUUCAGAAUGGAAACAGGUGGGAAAUUAAAUCGGGUACGGAGAGAUCUCAAGAGAUAUUUUCCAGUCCAAUCAUCGAGGGAAGAUGAUCGGGACGAGGGAAACCAGACAACAAAGCAGGGUCGGAUUGAAAGCAAUGUCCCAAUGGAAAACGGUUCAGCCACAGUGGAGGGGGAGCAAAGUCAGUCUACAGACAGUGACGUCAGUGACACAGCCCCGCACGCUGGAACCGGCACAGAUCCAGUGUCUACGAUCUCUGACACCCUGACACAGCGGGAUGAAUAUCGACUUGAUGAAUACCAACAGUCCUACAGGGACAGACUGAAACAAGCGAUUGAAGAUGGGAUUGAACCACUCAGCUGGAUGUUGACAAAGGAGGGAUAUUUCAAUGCACAAGAACAUGCGGAAGUCACUGAACUGGCAGAGAAGGGUAACCGGGCAGAGAGUUCCACACGCUUCGUAAAUUUGGUGAUGGGGAAAGGCUUGCGAACCCGGAGGGCGAUAUGGGAAUCCUUUGCGAAAAUGAGGACUGAGUUACCGAUGUUGGACAAAAUACUGAAAGAAAUACAGGAGCUGGGCCCGGAUCCACAAGUACACAUAAAUAUUAGCGAAGACCUACCCACUCAACUGAAAGAUGUUCAACAGAAACACAAGGAGACUCUGCGGACAGAAACUGAAACACUGAGAGUGAACACGAUCCUGAUGACGGAGAAGGAGAAGGUUUUCCAGCUGGUUGAUCGAUACGCUGAACUCACGGUCAUUUCUACUGUUAGAGAUCGGAGACUGGUGGAACAUGAGCUGACGGCAAGAGGCAGAGACCACGAGGAGAGGAGAGAGAAACAUCUCAGCGAAGAGCUGGAAAAAAUCCGGACUGAUCAGUUGUUCCAGAGCAGCUUUUCCCAGAGUGAAAUCAAUUCAGGGAGUUCGGUAGCAGUGGUUGGAGAUCCGGGAAUUGGGAAAACGACAAUGGUACAAAAGAUUGUUUAUGACUGGGCCACAGGGAAAAUAUACCAACAAUUCCAGUUUGUCUUCCGUUUCAGAUUCAAGGAUUUAAACUCAAUUAACUGUAGAACGAACCUGAGAAAACUGAUUCUGGACCAGUAUCCUUACUUUGGGAAUUUGCUGAGAGAGGUCUGGAAAAACCCAAAGGGAUUGUUGUUUAUAUUUGAUGGUUUGGAUGAAUUCAAACAAAGAAUCGAUUUUACUGACAGUCGGAGAGACACAGAACCUCAAUACCACUGCCCGGAUCCUGAGUCCUGGUGUGAAUUGUCCGACAUUGUGUACAGUUUAAUCCAGCACAAACUGCUCCCAGGGUGUUCAGUGCUGGUGACAACCCGUCCCUCUGCGUUACAUUUAUUGGAAAAGGCAGAAAUCAGUGUCUGGGCUGAAAUCCUGGGAUUUGUUGGUGAAGAACGUAAGCAAUAUUUCAUCAAAUAUUUUGAAGAUCGGGCGGUGGCGGUCGCUGUUUUCAAACACGUGAAGGAGAACGAGAUCCUGUACACCAUGAGCCACAACCCCUCAUUCUGCUGCAUUCUUGCUCUGGCACUGGGCCCCUUCUUCACCCAAAGAGUCAGGGACCCUCAGCGACUUCCCAGGACCAUCACCCAAUUGUAUUCCUGCUAUAUUGACAACAUCUUAAAAAUUCACGGCAGUGAGAUUGAAUACGCUCGUGAUGUGUUGUUCGGAGUUGGUCAGAUGGCAUUCGAAGGAGUGCCUCAGAGGAACAUUGUGUUUACAGAUGAAGAUUUGAUUAAAUACAAUUUCCAUCCUUCCCAGUUCCUGUCUGGGUUCCUGACGGAGUUUUUCGAGAGGGAGGAUUCCGACCGCUGUGUGCUGUACAAAUUCCUACACCCCACCAUCCAAGAGUUUGUAGCUGCGCUCGCACAAUACCUGACUCUAGAUCCCGAAGAUAUCUCGAAAUUUCUCACUGUAGCCCACAACACGACAGACGGGCGAUUCGCGGUAUUUCUCCGUUUUGUUGCUGGUCUCUCAUCCCGAAAGACAGCUCUGGUCCUGGAAGAGUUUCUGGGUCCACUUGCUCAACAAACAACCUGCCAGGUGAUUGACUGGGUGAAGAAGGAAGUUAAACACCAGAGUAAAAGCAGAUGGAGUGAAGCCGGUAGAAGCCUCCUGAACACAAUGUACUACCUAUUUGAGUCUGAGGAUCGAGGACUGGCUCAGGCCGUACUGGAAUCUGUGGAAACACUUUCAUUCAGUGCAACAACACUGACCCUGACUGACUGCGCGGUUCUCUCCCAUGUCAUCGGACUGUGUGAUACAAUCAAACUCCUGGAUCUCUCUGGUUGCCACAUUCAGCGUGAAGGAUUCCAACGGCUGGGACACGAGCUGCAUAAGUGCCAGGAGUUGAGGCUGAAUAAAGUCAGUCUCACAGAUUCUGGUGUCGAGGAUCUCGACUCCACUCUCAGUACAAAUCGAUCACUGAUGGACCGGGACCUGAAGGAGAAUAGACUGGGAGAUUCAGUAGUGAAACUGGUGUCUGCGGCUCUGAGGAACCCGGAGUGUAAAAUACAGAGACUGGAGCUGGGGAGAGUCGGUCUCACAGAUUCUGGUGCCGAGGAUCUCCUCUCCGCUCUCAGUACAAACAGAUCAUUGAUGGAGCUGUACCUGGGAUUAAACUCGCUCACAGACCAAUCAGUCCCCACUGUCCGCCGCCUCAUACAGACACUCCCGAGUCUGGAGUGGAUCCGACUGGUAGGGAAUCGAUUCUAUUUGAAAAGGAGGGAGCAACUGAGAUCUCUGAAGGAAAUCAGACCCCGACUGACUGUGAUCACGUGAACAUCUGAGUGUGUGAACAUCCCCGUCUGGGGACAUUUUGGCCUACUCAACGGCAUUCCCUUUAACCACCACCCUCCCCUUUAAUGCCUGCGCUCCAGGUUGACUUCCCACCGGUGUUAACCAUAUACCCAUAUGUCCAUAUAACAAUUACAGCACGGAAACAGGCCAUCUCGGCCCUUCUGCUCCGUGCCGAACGCUUACUCUCACCUAGUCCCACUGACCCGCACUCAGCCCAUAACCCUCCAUUCCUUUCCUGUCCAUAUACCUAUCCAAUUUUACUUUAAAUGACAAUAUCCAACCUGGCUCUACCACUUCUAUUAGAAGCUCGUUCCACACAACUAAGUGAAGAAGUUCCGCCUCGUGUUACCCCUAAACUUUUGCCCCCUAACUCUCAAAUCAUGUCCUCUUGUUUGAAUCUCCCCUACUCUCAAUGGAAAAAAGCCUAUCCACGUCAACUCCAUCUAUAAACUCCAUCUCAUAAUUUUAAAUACCUCUAUCAAGAGCCCCCACAACCUUCUAUGCUCCAAAGAAUAAAGACCUAACUUGUUCAAUCUUUCUCUGUAACUUAGGUGCUGAAAUCCAGGUUACAUUCUAGAAAAUUUUCUCUGUACUCUCUCUAUUUCGUUGACAUUUUUCCUAUAAUUCGGUGACCAGAACUGUGCACAAUACUCCACAAUAAAUUAGUGUUAACUAAUCUUGUCUUUAGCUAAGCCUUGUAUUACGUCCAGGCGUUUCUGAAGUCAUGUAAUUCCGCCUCGCGUCCGCAGCGCUUCCUUCGCCGGGUGUCCGGGUCCGAGUGCUUCGCCAAGUGACGCCCUGUGGAAUUACACAGUCUGGAAAAAAUCUGUGUGUGGGGCUCAUUCUAGGACACCAGUAUUCCGGGGUGGGAUUAUCCAUGGAUAAUUUUGCUCCCUUUGCUAAGGACGGUACAUUCUUUGUUGUGUGGAGAUAUAAUGAUGUUAAAUUUACAAAUACCUUGGCAGUGACCCUGGAUCUGCAGCGAUCUGGAACACUGCUGUGAAGUGUAACUUUAUAAUCAUCGGUCCCUGAUGGAGUGAAGGGAUAGGUAAAUAGCGGGAUAGAUUAAAAGAGAUUAAAGGGCUGUGAUUAGUUAAUGAUCAAUCACUUUAUGUUAGUUGCUGGACAGCCAAAAGGGAACCUUACCCAGCAACAAGUGACGUACCAGACUUUGUUCCCUAAUGGUGUUAGACAUAGGUCCAAAUAAGGAAUUAUCUGGUCACACAAAGCAUUUUGAGGUGUGACAUGACUAAAUAUGGGUACGAAUGCGUACAGGGUAGAUCUUUCGAGAGAAGGGGAAGGUGUCAGCAUGAGGUACUAAUGUUGUCUCCAGGCUAGCUUUGAUAGAAAUAAUUAUAACUAACCAAUGAUGAUUUUACAUCUAAUUGUAUCUUAGCUUGUGAUCGAAACUGUUCUAAAACUGUAUUAACUCGCGUAAUUAUAUUUCCUGUGAUGAUCAAUGUUAUAAAUUGUGGAGAAUUGUGAUUUGGGGG